Caenorhabditis briggsae is the source of this 1806-nucleotide messenger RNA. The transcript has 7 exons. NCBI's taxonomy places the organism in Eukaryota, Metazoa, Nematoda, Chromadorea, Rhabditida, Rhabditidae. Gene Ontology annotation, cellular component: nucleoplasm. The record is from RefSeq and is a predicted model, not a curated record. Gene Ontology annotation, molecular function: RNA binding. Gene Ontology annotation, biological process: protein localization to heterochromatin; negative regulation of DNA-templated transcription; negative regulation of gene expression, epigenetic. The coding region runs from base 1 to 1806 and encodes 601 amino acids.
AUGUCCUACGGAGGUGGUUAUAAUAACCGUGGAAACGGCGGUGGCUUCCGUCAAAAUAACUACAAUAAUGGUGGCUACAGUAACGGCAGCAACAACUACAGUAACCAAUAUGGCAACAGUAACAGUAAUAGCUAUCACAAUAUGCCACGUGUCAAUGAGAUCGACGUCCCACAGUCGAAGCACACAAUUUUUAUUCGCGGGCUUCAUGGUGACGUCACCACUGAAGAGAUACAGGAGUAUAUCGGUCAGAAAGUCGGCAAAAUCUCGUUCGAUUUUGUGAAACAAGCGCAAGAUAAGUCGAAAUUAUUUGUGGCUGUGCGAUUUGAGAAGCGAGAUGAGGCCAAGAUUUUUAUGGAGACCUACUCGGACCGCGAGUUCCUUGGCUGUCGUUGCGAGUUGACCUGGUUCCGAGACAUACGUCGUUAUUGUGCCUAUCAGCGAGCCAAACAACUCCGUGGAUCCGGAAAAAGAAGACGUCAACGAUCGGAUUCAGAUGAAUCGUCAUCGAAACGAUCCACGUCACCACCGGUACAACGUCGUCGCUCCAGAAGUCGAAGCCCAAGACGUUCAGAAUCUAGAAGCCAAUCUAGAAGUGUCUCCAGAAGCCCGAGUCGCUCCCCAUCAAGAUCCAAGUCUCCAGAAGAGAAGAAGGCUCGGAAGAGCCGCUCGAAGACGUCAAGAGUGUCCAGAAGUCGUUCUAGAAGCGAGAGUAGCAGAAGCUCAGCGUCGGAGAAGUCGUCUGGAGAGUCUUCUGGAGAAGAUGGCGUGUUCUCGUCCAGAAAUACUUCUAGAAAUUCUUCAAGAGCCGCGGUUGAGAAAAAGGAGGAGAAUAAGAAGCGUCGCAGGGAAUCAGUGACUUCGGAGAGAUCUGAAAAGGCGGAGAAAGCAGAGAAAGCGAAGAAAAAAGUGAUUCCACAGAUACCACUUCCACCGAAAACGCCGGAAAAGACUCCUGAAAAGACUCCAGAAGCGAAGAAGGAGGCCUUUAUCGCCCCGCCCACUUUGGAUUUACAAGUCGAGAGCCCACCACAACACGUGGCAGAAGAUUAUCAACAGAAAGUGGCCUAUUCGGUGCCACUGGAGGUCGAGGAGCCGCCGAAAAUUAUUGUUAGAGAGCCGGUUACACCGGUUCAACCAGCGAAACAGGAGAGCUCAACUCCUCCUCCAGCUCCUCCACCAGCUCAAGUGGUGGCUCCACAACUAAUCGCAUCACCUGCCGCGGUGGUUACCCCAGCAACGCCUUCUCAGCCAGCCUUCGUGCCACGUCAAGUGGGCAAAAUCGAAAUUCUGAUGCCUGCGUCUCUAGCGGUGCCUGUCGAGCAGGAGACUCCGCCCGCCGUUUCCAACGCCUUACCGGCAGUCAAGCAGCCGACGAUGAACGAGUAUCCGACUACUAAUAAAAUGUUCGGCCAUUUGAAAGCCUUCCAAUCGGCACUUUUAUCCACGGUCCGUUAUGAGCCACCAGUGAAGAAGGAGGAUGGAGGAGAUGAUUUCUCAACGCUCCGCCUCUCCUCAAUGGCUCCAGAUGAGGAUGGAUCCGAUGAGCUGAAAGCUCGAGAACGCGAGGAGAAGCUCGCCAGACUCAAUGAGGAUAAAAUGAUGCGGUUCCAUAUUCAGAAGAAGAAAUUUGAGACGGCAUUCCGCAACGACUGCGAAACGUACGCCGUCGUCACUCGUGCUCUCCUCGCCAAGGACGAAUCGCUGCAGUUCGGUCUGAAGACGUCGCUUCUGGAGAAUAUGGAGGACCUGUACAAAAAGAUGCUCCAACGCGUCGACGAUCAUCUCGACGCUCUUCUGAUGUCCUAA